Molecule: messenger RNA, 1119 nt
Organism: Suillus bovinus
Lineage: Eukaryota; Fungi; Basidiomycota; Agaricomycetes; Boletales; Suillaceae
Product: NADH-cytochrome b5 reductase
Exons: 7
Molecular function (GO): oxidoreductase activity
Source: RefSeq, a predicted model, not a curated record
ACAUGAACCGUCAGCAAGCUCUGUUCGUCGUCUCCUUCCUUUCAACCUUAACUGUCCUUGUACUUGGCUUUCAUUGGCUGCGAGUACAGCUAAGGGAAGCUGGUUACGACGUCUCACGACUUAUACUUAUUGGAUUAGAACCAAAAUUCGAUACCAACCAGUUGCCUGAUCAUACCAGCAACACUCUAAUGGCGUUCGGAAUCGACAGUUCAUACACACAAGUGAUCGCUUUGGCACUCGCGGUCGCCAGCAGCGUGUUCAUUUUUGUCAAAUUCGGCUCUUCAUCGAAACGAAAGCCAGUACUAAACCCCCAGGUUUGGAAAGAGUUCUCACUCAAGGAAAAGAUCGUCAUCUCGCCCAAUACCGCCAUCUACCGGUUUGCCCUGCCUCACCCGCAGGAUGUCCUUGGCCUCCCCAUUGGACAGCACAUUUCGGUCUCUGCAGAGAUCAACGGAAAGGACGUCAUGCGUAGCUAUACCCCGACUAGCAGCGAUGAUGACCUCGGCCACUUCGACCUUCUCAUCAAAUCAUAUGAAAAGGGCAACAUUUCGCGCUACGUCUCUCUUCUUAAGAUCGGUGACAAGGUCCGCAUUCGUGGCCCGAAGGGUGCUUUCAAGUAUACCCCCACGCUGUCUCGCGAGAUCGGUAUGAUUGCGGGUGGUACCGGUAUUACGCCCAUGCUGCAGAUCAUCCGUGCCGCCUUGAAGAACCCCGAAGACAAGACGAAGCUCAGCCUUAUCUACGCCAAUGUCAGCUUUGAGGACAUUCUUCUUAAAAAGGAGCUCGAUGCUCUCGCUGCAGCCCACCCCAAGCGUUUCCAGGUUUACUAUGUGCUCAACACUCCUCCGCAAGGUUGGAAUGGUGGCACAGGUUUUGUAACCAAGGACCAGAUCGAAAAACACAUGCCUCCGUCAAACCACGAUAUCAAGGUCCUUAUGUGUGGUCCACCACCGAUGAUCACCGCCAUGAAAAAACAUCUUGCGGAGCUCAAUUACUCUGCUCCUCGCACGAUCAGCAAAUUGGAGGACCAGAUCUUUGCUUUCUAGACACGUUUUGGUUUGCCUUGAAUAGAUUUGUCAAUGUAAUCGAUCUAAUACAAUUGGCACUUGAUUUGACACU